This is a messenger RNA of Cynara cardunculus var. scolymus (artichoke), 2045 nucleotides long. RefSeq names its product CTP synthase. Gene Ontology annotation, molecular function: CTP synthase activity; identical protein binding. The coding region runs from base 79 to 1767 and encodes 562 amino acids. The record is from RefSeq and is a predicted model, not a curated record. NCBI's taxonomy places the organism in Eukaryota, Viridiplantae, Streptophyta, Magnoliopsida, Asterales, Asteraceae. Gene Ontology annotation, biological process: CTP biosynthetic process; pyrimidine nucleobase biosynthetic process. The transcript has 23 exons.
UUGCGGUCGUGGACAACGACUGAAGUGAGUUUGACGCCCCAACCUCCACCGGCACCUGCUCUAUCUGUUUCCUUAAACAUGAAGUACGUCCUGGUGACUGGAGGGGUGGUAAGUGGUCUUGGCAAGGGCGUCACCGCCAGUAGCGUUGGCGUCGUUCUCAAGGCUUGUGGCCUUCGUGUCACCUCCAUCAAAAUCGAUCCAUACUUGAACACAGAUGCUGGUACAAUGUCUCCCUUUGAACAUGGAGAGGUUUUUGUUCUUGAUGAUGGUGGAGAGGUCGAUCUUGACCUGGGUAACUAUGAACGGUUCUUAGAUGUGAGGCUCACCAGGGAUAACAACAUAACCACCGGAAAGAUCUAUCAGUCUGUUCUCGAGAAGGAACGAAAAGGUGAUUAUCUUGGAAAGACUGUUCAGGUAGUCCCACACAUAACAGAUGCUAUUAAGGAUUGGAUUGAGUCGGUUUCUGCUAUUCCUGUGGAUGGCAAAGUGGGUCCAGCAGAUGUAUGUGUGAUAGAAUUAGGAGGGACAGUUGGUGACAUCGAGUCUAUGCCCUUCAUAGAGGCUCUGCGGCAACUGUUUUUCUCAACAGGACCAGAUAACUUCUGCCUCAUUCAUGUUAGCCUUGUACCCGUGCUUGGUGUCGUUGGAGAACAGAAAACAAAGCCUACACAACACAGUGUUCGGGAGCUGCGAGCACUAGGCCUGACCCCUCACUUUUUAGCAUGUCGCUCUGCUCAGCCAUUGUUGGAAAAUACAAAGCAGAAGCUUUCACAAUUUUGCCAUGUAUCUGCUGCUAAUAUUCUCAAUAUACAUGAUGUUCCGAACAUUUGGCAUGUUCCUCUUCUACUUCGGAACCAAAAUGCUCAUGAGGCAAUCCUAAAACAGCUAGCACUACUCCGUGUUGCCAUACCUCCAAAUUUGCAAGAGUGGACUAAUAGGGCAGAGACUUUUGACAACCUCACUAGUUCUGUGAAGAUUGCAAUGGUUGGGAAAUAUGUUGGCCUAACAGACUCCUAUUUGUCUGUUGUUAAGGCCCUUCUUCAUGCCUGCAUAGCAUGUUUGUUGAAACCCUCCAUUGAAUGGAUUGCAGCUUCUGAUCUUGAAGAUGAAAGUGCCAAAUUGACACCAGAAGUUCAUACCAAGGCCUGGGAGACACUAAGGAAUGCAGCAUGCGUUUUGAUUCCUGGUGGAUUUGGAGAUCGUGGUGUGAAGGGAAUGAUACUAGCUGCCAAGUAUGCCCGAGAGAAUAAAGUUCCAUAUCUUGGCAUUUGUUUAGGAAUGCAGAUAUCUGUAAUUGAGAUUUCUAGAUCUGUCUUGGGCUGGAAAGGGGCAAAUAGUACUGAAUUUGAUGAGCAUGCACCCAAUCCUGUWGUAAUUUUCAUGCCAGAGGGUUCAAGAACACACAUGGGAAGCACAAUGAGACUUGGCUCUCGAAGAACUUUACUGCAGAGCUCUGAUUGUAUCACCGCAAAACUGUAUCACAAUCCAGAGUAUGUGGACGAGCGACAUCGACAUCGCUACGAGGUGAAUCCUGAGGUGGUUGAACAUUUAGAAAAAACGGGCUUAAGAUUUGUCGGGAAGGAUGAAAGUGGUCAACGGAUGGAGAUUUUAGAACUUGCAAGCCAUCCAUUYUAUGUGGGGGUACAGUUUCAUCCUGAAUAUAAAUCACGGCCUGGAAAGCCAUCAGCCCUAUUUUUAGGUCUUAUAUUAGCAGCAACAGGGCAGUUGGAAGCAUAUGUGAAGACACAUCAGAACGGAUCUAUUUAAUUACUACCGAGGUAUUUUCAGGGCAGGGAAACAAGGUUUUGUGUUUUGGGAAUGAUCAAGUUUAGGAGCAGGAAGUGGAAGAUGCAUGCAUAUAUACAGAUACAAUGAACAGGGACAAGCAAGACACAAGGAGCUUUGCAACAAUGUUUUAAAUGUGGAAUUGGACCAACGUUGAUUAGUUUUGGGUCUUUUAUUGACAUAGUUGAUGUUUCCACCUCUUACUUUGUUUCAAGUCAAGGGAAAGCUGUUCUACAAACACUAAGUUAAUUUAUUCAGAC